Messenger RNA from Aricia agestis (brown argus), 495 nucleotides. Its product is annotated as cuticle protein 65-like. The record is from RefSeq and is a predicted model, not a curated record. The coding region runs from base 49 to 435 and encodes 128 amino acids. The transcript has 2 exons. Lineage: Eukaryota; Metazoa; Arthropoda; Insecta; Lepidoptera; Lycaenidae.
UGGGUUUGAAGUGAUCCAGUUCGUCAGACAGCACAGACCACGUUCGCAAUGCAAUCGCUGGUGGUGUUCCUCGCCGUGGCCGCCGUGGCGCGCGCCUCCCUCCUGCCGCUGGCGCAGCCCGCGCACCAUCCCGCCAUCGUCCUGGACCCUCACGGCCGCCCCCUGGACACCGCCGAGGUCAUCGGCGCCCGCGCCCUCCACUACCAGGCUAAAGCCCUGGAACCCCACGGCCACAUCGCUCACGCUGCCAUCGCUGCCCCUAUCGCCCACGCCGCCAUCGCCCAUGUCGCUCCCGCAGUAAUCGCCGCCCCCGCCGCCGUGUCCCACCAGUCCCGCGUCGACGUCCGCACCAGCCCCGCCGUGGUCGCCCACAGCGUGGUCGCCGCGCCCAUCGCUCACGGCGUGCAUGGUGUUCAUGGUCUCCACGGAUGGUAAACGGCAAGAACUGACGAACUACCAAAAAUAUAAAUUUAUAUUAAAGUAUUUAAAAGGAAA